Nerophis lumbriciformis (worm pipefish) is the source of this 1311-nucleotide messenger RNA. The record is from RefSeq and is a predicted model, not a curated record. NCBI's taxonomy places the organism in Eukaryota, Metazoa, Chordata, Actinopteri, Syngnathiformes, Syngnathidae.
AUGGGCCGUGGUUACAUAGUAGACGAUAGUGUGGAAAUGUAUCUCUCCAAACUAUGUGAACAGCAAUCGGAUAUUGUCACAGGCCUUGUCAUUGGACAGAACUCACCUCAGAGGGAUUUCGUAGUCAUGGCAUGUCGAACACCUUCAAGAGAUGAGCCACUUGUUGGUGUAGGAAAGGGUCUGGACAAGGAAUGGAUCAGUGAGCACGCCCGACAGGUUUCCAGAAUGUUACCUGGGGGCUUAUCUGUUUUAGGAGUUUUUAUCAUCACUGACGUUGAUGCCAAGGAAACAUUAGCCUCACUUCGUCAACUGGUAUUUGCAGUGCAGUCACUGAUAUCUUCUGAACAUCUGUGGAACUUUGACGACAAUGAUGAAGUCACGGACUGCCUCACGCUGCAAAUCAACCCGAAAUCCCGAAAAAUUAGCUGCAGAACAUUUGAUACAAAAGAUCCCAAAAGUUUGGCCAAGCCUGCUGACUGGAAGUAUCAGUCAAGUGUGUGUUCCUCCUGGUCCAUGAUGAGUUGUUUUUUAAAUGUGGACUUAUUUGUUCCUCUACCGGACAACAAAGCCUGUUCAAAGAGCAUGGAUAAGUGUCUUAAGGAUGGACUAAAACAAUGGACACACCAGAUAGAGAAUGCGGUCUGUUUGAUUGAUGGCGUACAGUUGCCUGAUGAUGCAGAACUCAUAGCAGGACAGAAGAGGAAUGUGAGACAGAAACUCGCUGUUCAACUGCUACUCACUCCGGAUCAACAACACAGCUUAACAGAUGUGGUACAGAAAUGUGGAGGGAGCUUGUCACUCAGAGGAGCCAUCCAUGGCCGAGCUUACGUACACAACAACAAACCAAAGGCCAAACUGGCUGAGAAGUUCCUAAAAAGGGAUGUUGUCGCUACGAUGGUGACAAGAGUUCAGAUGCUGCUUGAUGACCUUCUAGCUACAGAAAAUGAGAGUGACGGAGUUAGCAGAGACAAAAAUGGAACAGAGCAAUUCUGCCUUCCUCACCGUGUCUUUUGUCCUGCAAGAUUGAGUGGGAGUCUGUGUGUUUGUGACUACCAGUUCAAUGACGAGGACCCAACUGAAGUCAUUGAUAGGCUGAAAGAAAUGUUAGACAUCGAUUCAUCUGAUCAAGACUUGGAUACCAAGCAGGAAAUUGCUGCUGAGAUUAUAGAAUGUAAAGAACCAGCAGAAUCCACUGCAGAAAAUGUUGAAGUACAAGAGCCCAGGAGGAACAACUACAUGGGUGUUGCCAUGGCCACUGUUGUUGCCCUACUUGCCACUGCUGCCUCAAUUCUCUAUCUCAGUGAUUUUUGA